CGUGUGUUUUUUUCUGUCUCAAAACUGCGAACGUACGUUUAAACUGGACUUUUUGUCUUUUUCAGUUUCUCUGCAGGUGGAUAUUGUUCCCAGCCAAGGGGAAAUCAGCGUGGGAGAGUCCAAGUUCUUCCUGUGCCAAGUGGCCGGAGAUGCCAAAGAUAAAGACAUCUCCUGGUUCUCCCCCAACGGAGAGAAGCUCACCCCGAACCAGCAGCGGAUCUCGGUGGUGUGGAACGACGACUCCUCUUCCACCCUCACCAUCUACAACGCCAACAUCGACGACGCCGGCAUCUACAAGUGCGUGGUCACUGCGGAGGAUGGCACCGAGUCGGAGGCCACAGUCAACGUGAAGAUCUUCCAGAAGCUCAUGUUCAAGAACGCACCGACCCCACAGGAGUUCAGAGAGGGAGAAGACGCCGUGAUCGUGUGCGAUGUGGUCAGCUCCCUCCCCCCAACCAUCAUCUGGAAGCACAAAGGCCGAGAUGUCAUCCUGAAAAAAGAUGUCCGAUUCAUAGUCCUGGCCAACAACUACCUCCAGAUCCGGGGCAUCAAGAAAACAGAUGAGGGCACUUACCGCUGUGAGGGCAGGAUCCUGGCCCGCGGGGAGAUCAACUUCAAGGACAUUCAGGUCAUUGUGAAUGUACCACCCACCGUCCAGGCCAGGCAGAGCAUAGUGAAUGCCACCGCCAACCUCGGCCAGUCCGUCACCCUCGUGUGCAACGCCGAAGGCUUCCCGGAGCCCACCAUGAGCUGGACAAAGGACGGGGAGCAGAUAGAGAAUGAGGAGGACGAGAAAUACGUCUUCAGCGACGACAGCUCCGAGCUGACCAUCAGGAAGGUGGACAAGAGCGACGAGGCCGAGUACGUCUGCAUCGCCGAGAACAAGGCGGGCGAGCAGGACGCGUCCAUCCACCUCAAGGUCUUCGCAAAACCCAAAAUCACCUACGUAGAGAACCAGACUGCCAUGGAACUAGAGGAACAGGUCACUCUUACCUGUGAAGCCUCGGGAGACCCCAUUCCCUCAAUCACCUGGAGAACAUCCACCCGAAACAUCAGCAGCGAAGAAAAGGCUUCGUGGACUCGACCAGAGAAGCAAGAGACCCUGGACGGGCACAUGGUGGUGCGCAGCCACGCCCGCGUGUCGUCCCUGACCCUGAAGAGCAUCCAGUACACCGACGCCGGGGAGUACGUCUGCACUGCCAGCAACACCAUCGGCCAGGACUCCCAGUCCAUGUACCUCGAAGUGCAAUAUGCCCCCAAGCUGCAGGGCCCCGUGGCUGUGUACACGUGGGAGGGGAACCAGGUGAACAUCACCUGCGAGGUGUUUGCCUACCCCAGUGCCACUAUCUCCUGGUUCCGCGACGGUCAGCUGCUGCCCAGCUCCAACUACAGCAACAUCAAGAUCUACAACACCCCAUCCGCCAGCUACCUGGAGGUGACCCCAGACUCUGAAAAUGAUUUUGGAAACUACAACUGUACUGCAGUGAAUCGCAUUGGACAGGAGUCUUUGGAAUUCAUCCUUGUCCAAGCAGACACCCCAUCCUCACCAUCCAUCGACCAGGUGGAGCCAUACUCUAGCACGGCACAGGUGCAGUUUGAUGAGCCAGAGGCCACAGGCGGGGUGCCCAUCCUCAAAUACAAAGCAGAGUGGAGAGCGAUGGGAGAGGAGGUGUGGCACUCCAAGUGGUAUGAUGCCAAGGAAGCCAGCAUGGAGGGCAUCGUCACCAUCGUGGGCCUCAAGCCCGAGACGACGUACGCAGUCCGGCUGGCGGCCCUCAACGGCAAGGGCCUGGGCGAGAUCAGCGCCGCCUCCGAGUUCAAGACGCAGCCAGUCCGGGAACCCAGCGCACCUAAGCUCGAAGGGCAGAUGGGAGAGGAUGGAAACUCUAUUAAGGUGAAGCUGAUCAAGCAAGACGACGGCGGCUCCCCCAUCCGACACUACCUGGUCAAAUACCGAGCGAAGCUCUCCUCCGAGUGGAAACCAGAGAUCAGGCUCCCAUCUGGCAGUGACCACGUCAUGCUCAAGUCCCUGGACUGGAAUGCCGAGUACGAGGUCUAUGUGGUGGCCGAGAACCAGCAGGGCAAGUCCAAGGCGGCGCACUUCGUGUUCAGGACCUCAGCCCAGCCCACAGCCAUCCCAGCCAACGGCGGCCCCACCUCGGGCCUGAGCACUGGCGCCAUCGUGGGCAUCCUCGUCGUGACCUUCGUCCUGCUCCUGGUGGCCGUGGACGUCACCUGCUACUUCCUCAACAAGUGUGGCCUGCUCAUGUGCAUCGCCGUCAACCUGUGUGGCAAAGCCGGGCCCGGAGCCAAGGGCAAGGACAUGGAGGAGGGCAAAGCCGCCUUCUCGAAAGACGAGUCCAAGGAGCCCAUCGUGGAGGUGCGAACGGAGGAGGAGCGGACCCCAAACCACGACGGAGGGAAACACACGGAGCCCAACGAGACCACGCCGCUGACGGAGCCCGAGCUGCCUGCUGACACCACAGCCACUGUCGAGGACAUGCUGCCUUCUGUCACCACCGUCACCGCUAACUCUGACACUAUCACCGAAACCUUUGCCACUGCUCAGAACAGCCCCACCAGUGAGACCACCACCCUGACCUCCAGUAUCGCCCCCCCGGUCGCGGCCACCCCUGAUUCAAACUCUGUGCCCGCCGGCCAGGCCGCCCCGUCCAAGGGGUCCGGCGUCUCUGCCGCCUCCCCGGCCCCGGCCCCAGCCCCCAAGGUCGCGCCCCUCGUUGACCUGAGCGACCCUCCGUCCUCGGCCCCGGCCGCCAGCAACCUGUCCUCUAGCGUGCUGGCCAACCAGGGGGCCGUGCUCAGCCCCAGCGCCCCGGCCAGCGCGGGCGAGGCCCCCAAGGCCCCUCCAGCCAGCAAGGCCGUCUCCCCGUCGGCAGCCAGUCCCCUGGCAGCAGCCCCGACGGCCCCCGCCCCGGAAGCCCCCCAGGCCAAGCAGGAGGCCCCCGGCACCAAAGGUCCGGACCCCGAGCCCACCCAGUCCGGCGCCUCGAAGAGCCCACCCGAGGCCGCCAGGGUCCUCACCAGCCCGAAGAGCGAGGCGGCCUCCGUCAGCACCACAAACCCUGCCCCGGGCGAGGACUUUAAAAUGGACGAAGGGAACUUCAAGACCCCAGAUAUUGACCUUGCCAAGGAUGUUUUUGCAGCCCUGGGCUCUCCUGCUCCCGCCGCUGGGGCCAGUGGACAAGCCUCUGAGCUUGCUCCUUCCACGGCCGACGGCUCUCUUCCGCCUGCACCAGCCAAGACCGAGAAGGGUCCCGUAGAAGCAAAGCCGGAGACAGAAACGAAGCCAGCGCCAGCCGAAGUCCAGACGGUCCCCAAUGAUGCCACACAAACAAAGGAGAACGAGAGCAAAGCGUGA
Molecule: messenger RNA, 3379 nt
Organism: Rangifer tarandus platyrhynchus (Svalbard reindeer)
Lineage: Eukaryota; Metazoa; Chordata; Mammalia; Artiodactyla; Cervidae
Source: the annotation of a GenBank genome assembly